AUGGCGUCACAGGCCUUUGAUCCGACUGUACUGCCGCCGGCCAGCCCUUGCCCGUUCUGUAAGAUCUCGACAGCCUACGCGACCUUCGAUCCAACCUCACCACCGGGCGCUGAUGAGUCUCUCCUCGACCCUGAGAAGAUUGCCCCUGCUAGUUUCAUUGUGCUCUCAACGCCAGUCCUUCUAGCAUUUCUCGAUAUUUUACCACUAUCUACAGGUCACCUACUGCUCUGCCCACGACGUCACGCAUCCAAGCUGACGGACGUGACUGCGAGCGAAGCCGCCGAACUUGGUACAUAUUUACGGAUAUUGAGCAAAGCCUUGGUUCAUGCAACCGGAGUAGGCGACUGGAAUGUCGUCCAGAACAACGGCGCCGCCGCCGCGCAAGUCGUGGAUCACGUACACUACCACCUCAUUCCCCGACCAGAAAUUCGAGCCAGCGGUAAACUACGGGAGAGCUUCACUAUGUUCGGACGGGGCCAACGAGAAGAGCUCGAUGACGAUGAGGCCGUUGUGCUCGCUGCCAAGAUACGAGACGGUAUAGCUGCCAUCAUGCGCGAAGAAAACAGUAGGGGCAAGCUCUAA
Messenger RNA from Pestalotiopsis fici W106-1, 582 nucleotides. RefSeq lists its product as uncharacterized. The record is from RefSeq and is a predicted model, not a curated record. The transcript has a single exon. NCBI's taxonomy places the organism in Eukaryota, Fungi, Ascomycota, Sordariomycetes, Amphisphaeriales, Sporocadaceae. Gene Ontology annotation, biological process: nucleotide metabolic process. Gene Ontology annotation, molecular function: catalytic activity. The coding region runs from base 1 to 582 and encodes 193 amino acids.